This is a messenger RNA of Lathyrus oleraceus (garden pea), 761 nucleotides long. RefSeq lists its product as uncharacterized. Bases 136 to 522 code for a protein of 128 amino acids. The transcript has 3 exons. The record is from RefSeq and is a predicted model, not a curated record. Gene Ontology annotation, cellular component: photosystem I. NCBI's taxonomy places the organism in Eukaryota, Viridiplantae, Streptophyta, Magnoliopsida, Fabales, Fabaceae. Gene Ontology annotation, biological process: photosynthesis.
UUGUCCCUAUAUACUCAUGGAACACGAUGUACUAGGCUACCACAUGUUUAUUAUCCAUUCAAGAUAAGUUAUGGUUGUAACAAAACAAAAGAAAACAAACUAAAGUGAAGAUAGAUAUACAGAAUAGUAUAAGCAAUGAGUUCCAUUGGACAAACCAUGUUAAUGGCACUAACAGUUACAGUAAACAAGUAUGCAUCAUCCAAUAUACAGGCAGUUCAUAACAGAAAACAACCAAACCAAACCUUAACCAGCACCAACGUAGCAUUUGGAAGGAGAGGGCUCUUCUUAUCAGCUGUUGUUGCCACAGCUCAAAUCCCUGAGUCAAGAACUCAGCUUCUUCAAAAAUAUUUGAAGAAAUCAGAGGAAAACAAGGAGAAAAAUGACAAAGAGAGAGUGGAUAGUUAUUACAAACGUAACUACAAGGAUUAUUUUGAAUUCAUAGAAGGGAGUUUGAAAGGAAAAGAUGGGAAAAUUUCAGAAGCAGAAAAGGGUAUUCUUGAUUGGCUUGAAGCUAACAAGUGAAAAUAUAUAUUGUUUUUUUCUCAAUUGCUAGAGUAGCUACAUUUCCUUUAUGUACACUCUUUACAAUUGUACAUUAUAUCCAAAUAGUUUUGUAGUUCAAUAGAUUUUGAUUUCAUGUGUCUUAUUUUUGGUGUAUACUGUGUGAGUCUAUUCUAUGGUAUCAUUGAUGUUAUUGACGCAUGUAAACUUUGUUUCAUAUGCUUACAAUUUGUGGUAUAACUAGAUUGAUUGAACAAUAA